Messenger RNA from Bursaphelenchus xylophilus (pine wood nematode), 4195 nucleotides. Lineage: Eukaryota; Metazoa; Nematoda; Chromadorea; Rhabditida; Aphelenchoididae. The record is from the annotation of a GenBank genome assembly.
AUGUUCUGGUUCGAGACGGCCGAGGUUUGUCUCUGCUCGUUUCCGUUGUUCAUCCUCUAUAUUCGGGUGUUGUACGUGUUGGCCAGGCGAAGGGCUAGUUUCGCCUCGCAUUUCUAUACAAUCAUGCUUGUGGGAGGCGUUUUUGUAAGUUGUUUAGGAUGCGAUUUGGUGUGUUGCUUCGCAAUAAUUUAGUCUAUUCUUUUUUUUUGGUCCGUGCCCAGAGUUUUGGCUGCACACGCGAAGCGCUUCAACUGCGACACUCAAAUUUUGAUGAAACUGGGCCUAGAUUUAGAAUAAAUUUUUUUACACUGUAGUGCAACACAUUGCAAAAACUAUCAGUCUGGCCGAAAAAGAACCGGCCUCCCCGAACCCUUCCGUCGCACUCACUCCAACCCCCAAUUUGCAUCGCGGAGAAAUUUGGAGGGCGUCGCCGAAAGAAAGAGCAAAAACAACGCAUCGCCAGCGAUAAAAGUGGGUUUUGCACAGUGCAAAUGCCCUUUUUCUGCUUUUUCGCACUGUGCAAUCAACAAAAUUCCCACAAAUUCAGCGAUCUUUCGAUGUCGCGCGCACUUUUGCGAUGCAUCGCGAAAACAUUCAAUUUCGAGGUUGCGAUUUCGAGGCGCGAGGGGGGCCGGUUCUUUUUCGGCCAGACUGAUAAAAAAAAUUUUCAUAGCGCUUUUUCAAUUCAAAUGUUCAUUUUGGCUUACAAUCGGCUUUUGGAAGAUCUGAAAUUGCUUGCCGUAGGCAAGUUUAGUUUUUUUAUCAGUCUGUUAGGAAAAUAAUGGGCACAAAUUUCGCUGCGCCCAUUGCGUCGCUGAAGUGAAAAGUGAUUUGACUUUCUCGCGACACAAACAACACAAUUCAUUUCCCCGGCGGCGAUGCGAUGCGAUUGCGACAAAACUUUUUGGUUGCGACAGAACGCUCAUUAUUUUCAUGACGGACUGAAGUGUCCGCUGUGCACGGGUUUCAUUAUAAUUUUGAUUGAUUGUUGAUACUUCUGCUUUUUUCAUCUUUUCAAAAAUCUACAUGCAUAUUUAACCCUUCAAUCACAAAAACCAUUUUCAGGACGUGCUGGGCUGCUCCUUCUACCUGGUCCUCAUCCGCCUAGUCAACACGGACUGGUUUGUUAAUAACAUCAUGUCGUCAGUCAUGAAAAAGUUCACCUUCUACGGGACGCCCGUAAUCUACCUCGAAUACCAUUGCAUGUACACGGCGCAGAUCUCGCCGUUGGUCAUGGCUUUCAAUCGGAUGUGUAGCUUGUGUUUUCCGCUUAGGUAUGACCGGGUAAGUGGUUUCAUUUUUGGUGUGCAUAAUUUAUUGGGAAAGGCUAAAAACGCAAUUUUUUGUAUGGAUAGAAGGAGCGAUUCGUUUUUUUUUGGAUUGGACUUUAUAAAUGUCAAGCAAAAAAAGAAGUGUGAGGGUUUGAAACACAUUCUUUAUGUACAAUUUCUUUUUUUUUUUUGCACCGUGCUUUUUGGGGCUGCCGCUCGCACCAUGACUUUUUUCGCACACUGCAAAUGGCAAAAAUCUGUCAGACGCCUUUCUGGAAGGAUCAUUAUUGCAUCAUAAGUCUGUCGGGAAAAUAAUGAGCACCCUGUCGCACCGAAAAUCGCAUCGCCAAAAUGAAUUAUUUCGCGGCAAAAUCACAUUGAUUUUCACUUUUGUUUAGUGACGCGAACGGCGCAGCGACAUUGCGCUCAUGAUUUUGUAGACAAAUACGUACAUUCGAUGGUGAAAAAACGGAGUGGGCGAGAGAAAAAUAAGAGGUUUUCGAAAUCCGAAUUUGUUAGUAAAUAUUUUUAAUUUUCUUUUUAAAAACCGUGUGGGCAGGGCACAGGUGCCGUUUUUGACGUCGGCAAACACUAAUAAAAUAAAUUUUAAUCCAAUUUACAUAAAAAACAUUAUUCGAAAUUUUUUAAAAUUCUGGUGGGCCUCAUUGUUAUAAAAAUUUUAAGGCAAAAUGCACAGAAAGAUGGUCUGAACAGAAAGUGCACAAUGUAAAAAGGGGCCAAAAGCUUUAAGCGCCGAUACAAGUCUCUAUCAACCUGUCGGGAAAGUAAUGUGGAUUUGUUGCGCCUCGCAUAUCAUCUUUGCGACGGCUUGCCGCGGCGGAUUCGGUGCGCGACUGCGACGAGGCGAGACAUUUUGCUGCUACAAGUCCACAUUAUUUUCCCGACAGACUGAUGGAUGUUGACUAAUUUCAUUGAAAGGGAAAAGGGCGGAAGUCGGAUCUAACGCAGAGUAUGUCGGGGAAGUAAUGUGGCCUGAGAAGCGCCCAUCUUGUCCGAUUCCAUCGCAGCUCAGACUGAAAUCCGAAAAGAAAUAACGAGAUGGCUGGUGGUCUUGCGGUGGUUUCUGCAGGCGACUACCUUCAACAACUUCUACCUGAAAUUACUUGGCCUUCCAAGUGGAAGGUUGCUGAUGUGCGGGUAGUCGAUGCUAUUCGUUCCCCUAGGAUCAACGCGAGAAUAAAGAGCGAUCCACGUGAAUAAAUGAAUUUAUCGAGAAUAGUAAACAAUUAAUCAAACCUCAGAGAAGGUUACGGUGUCGUGAUUCAGGCGGUUCGCUUCGGUAUCUCUCCAUCGAACGUUCUCGAACAUCGGGGAAAAACAACUGGGGAAACAGUUGACACGGGGCGACAUCUCUCUCUCUCUCUCUCUCCAUAAAUUCCAUCGAGUUGACAAAUUGCAGAUAACUCCAAAUUCAAUGGAAUCUGACACAUCUUCUGUUAACCAAGCGUUCUUAACCUGUUCAUUUCAGAUUUGGAAACACUGGAAGCCAAUUCUCUUUGUCUGCUACGUGAUCCUCCCAUUUUCCUUUGCCUGGUACAUCCUCCUGAAUCGCUCUGGAUUCACAUUCGAUGUAACGCCAUUGUGGUUCAACUACAGUGGGUAUGAUUACGACCACACCUAUACUUUUGGGGUAUGCUUGGAAUAUAUAAAUUACAACCAAAUCUGCUGUGAUUUAGAUCAUGGACGCCGUGGUCACGUUAUACUUAUCGCUCGGCUGCGCCGUUCUUGCGUUUUGUCUUAACUUGGUCAACGUCUGCAUGCUGAUUCGCCACAAAAUGAAAGGAUACGUGACCGGGAAGCGCGAGGCCAACCUAGUUAUCUGCUCCACGGUCAUAUUCUUCGUCCAAUGUUGUGUAGUUUUAGGGCAGGUGAGUUAUAUGCACUCAUGCUCAAGAAAUGUAACAAAAUUAGUAUUGGCGGAAGUCUUAUACGUAUAAAUAAAGGUCAUAAGAAAAAGUGAAAAGAUAAAUAAGAUUUUUUGAUAUGACGUCAUUUUGAGCAAAAGAUGAGAGAAAGAUUUUAAUAAAUUUAUCAAAUGUUUUUAGCACAUUUACAUGAGUGGUGCCUUCAAUAUCUACGUGACUCUACGAUUUAUUAUUCCGCCAACAUUGGAAGCUCAAUUUGUCUUCCCCGCUUUGGUCAUCGUCUUAUCGAUUGGGUCGCUAAGAGAGGUGGUCUUCAGCCCGCUCUUCAAUUCUCGGCCAAUUAUCACGUUUAGCAAUUUCCAGUCAAAGUAAGUCUGCCAUUUUGUUGCCACGUGCACCGUUUUUAUCAGUCUGUCGGGUAAAUAAUGUGGAUUCGUCGCGCCUUGGAAUGGCCCAUCGUUGGUCUGCGACGGCUAGCGGCGGUUGGGGAUUUGAUGCGCGACAGCACCUUUUUCGACAAGGCGAAACAGUGCAAUAGGCUUUUUUGGGCUGUCGCCCGCACCCUGAGCUUUCGUGCGCAGUGCGUGUCGCCAAAAUCAUUCCAGCGACUUUACGAACGGACCAGUAAAAAGCGCUGAUUAUCAGUCUGUCGGGAAAAUAAUGAGUACAAUGCCGCUGUGCCUAUUAGUCGCUGAAGUGAGAAGCAAUUUGAUUUCGCCGCGACAAAAUGAACUUCCUCGGCGGCGAUGCGAUUUUUGAUGCGAGAUUGAGCUCAUUAUUUCUCCUACAGACUGAUAUAGUCCCUUAUGAAACCGCGCAAUUUCAGAGUUGCAACACGCACAAUUUUUCUAAACUAAUUUGAGUCCCGUACUUCCUGAAAUACUAAAAUUCUGGGACCUCUGGAAUUGUUGAGAGGUAACACAGCCAUUACAGCUUAAUCGAGCUUAAUGUUUCAGCAGUAUCACACCGAUCGAAGCCUUUGAAUCCAUUGUGGUCCCGAAUAAUGCGGUUGCCGCAUACAACAACAGGAGCGUCUAA